This is a messenger RNA of Anastrepha obliqua, 297 nucleotides long. RefSeq lists its product as uncharacterized. Gene Ontology annotation, biological process: sodium ion transport. The coding region runs from base 1 to 297 and encodes 98 amino acids. The transcript has a single exon. Gene Ontology annotation, cellular component: membrane. Lineage: Eukaryota; Metazoa; Arthropoda; Insecta; Diptera; Tephritidae. Gene Ontology annotation, molecular function: sodium channel activity. The record is from RefSeq and is a predicted model, not a curated record.
AUGAAUAGCGGCACCUUUGUGAGGCGCAAUUUCACCGAGACGGGUAUUCAUGGCUUGCCAUAUUUGAUCCGUAAAGAUUUACACUGGACAGAGCGACUAUUUUGGUUGGGCAUCGUCAUAGCAGCGAGUUACUACUCCAUUUUCCUUUGUCUCGAUCAAAUGAAACGUUUUCGCGAAAAUCCCAUUGUGUUUGCAGCGGAGUUGACCUGGGAUAAGAGAGAUUUCCUCUAUGCCGGGAUAACGAUGUGUAGUGAUUUCCAUAGUGAGUUAGCAGAACGUGAAAUCAUCGAGGAGUGA